UGCAUUCUGUUUUUAUUUACAAUUUGUACUUUGUCCCAACUUUUUUGGAAUCGGGGUUGUACAUCAGUCCGUGCAUUUACAUGCACAUCCAAAUCGAGUUACUGUCGGUAAUCAAGCUAAGGGUCCCAGCAGGGGUGCCAGAGAAAUCCAAUCCUACAUGCACACAAGGAAAUCGAGCUAUUGUGUGAGGUACAUUGUGCACCCGAGCCACAGGUGGCGCUACACGCCCCAUCGUGUUGGUACACUUCCGGUUGUCAUCAUGAAGAAGAGCUAUUCAAGAGUGUAAACAAAGUUAUCAGUUCCGUGUUCACAAGAAGAACGACGACGAGGACAGCAACAUCGAGAGAGAGAGAAGAUGGACAACAACGAAGCAGCUCAGCACUUGCUGAACAUUCUGUACACCAUUGCGUUGUACUUGAACUAUGCGCGAAAUCUUGCAAUAAUGAUUGUUGAAGAAGGAAGGAGACAUCGUCAGAUGAUACUGGAUGCUGCCUACCAAACAACCGAUGCAUUUAUUCAGCUCAACCGUCAAGUACUUCUACCCCAUGUUUCGCGCUCAUGUUGGAUGCGGGUGAGAAGCAAAGACUGGUGGGAGAGGGUUGUUUUGAAAGAGUUCACAGAUAGCGAAUGGAAGGAGAAUUUCCGCAUGUCUCGCUCAUCAUUCAACCGGUUGUGCACCUUGAUGCAAGACGUUAUGAGACCCAACGACCUUACUGUGCGAGCACCGAUACCCCUGCAGAUGAGAGUCGCCAUUGUUCUGUACAAACUUGCGAGCUGUGCAGAAUAUAGACUCAUAGCCAACCAGUUUGGUGUACAUAAAAGCACAGUGAAGAAGUUUGUCUACGCCUUUUGCAAAGGAAUGGUGGCGACCAUCAUCCACCAACUAAUCAAGGUGCCCACAGCAGAGGAGGCCUCUGCCAUCGCACGAAGAUUUGAAGAGAAAUUUCUCAUUCCUCAAAUCAUUGGCUGCAUCGACGGCACACACAUUCCGCUGUUGCCGCCAAGUGAUGGCUACAAAGACUUUGUGAAUCGAAAAGGGUGGCCUUCCUAUGUACUGCAAGCGGUGGUGGAUGAUAUGUACCGGUUUUGGAACAUCAACUGCCAGAUGCCAGGAUGUGCGCAUGAUGCCAACGUCCUCAGGCAGUCGGCAUUGUUUACUGCGGCACAUCAGCUACCAAAGGAGCCGAGAGACAUUAACGGAACGUCGAUCAACCUCUUCCUGCUUGCAGAUCCCGCAUACCCAUUCAUGACCUGGUUGAUGAAGGGCUACACCCAUUCACCACGACUUACAGCUGAGCAAGAGUCCUUCAACGUAUACCUCAGUUCAGCCAGAACUACAGUGGAGAUCGCUUUCGGAAGACUGAAGUCACGCUGGCGCGUGUUGAUGAAGAGGAGUGAUUUCCACUUUACAUUCACACCACAUGUCAUUGCCACCUGUUGUGCACUGCACAAUUUCUGUGAGCUUCAGAAGGAGACGGUCAAUCCUGUCUGGAUAGAUGAAGCGGACCGCCUCGGACACCAGUUGCCACAGCCCAUUGCCCGAGCCCACAACGCACCCGAGGACUCUAGUGCUCAGGCUGUUAGGCAUGCUCUAACAGACUACAUGGCUGCAAACUUUCCUCUGCGCAGACCACUGUUUUAGACCACUGUCUACUCAAUUUGCGAAGCGGACCACCUUGGACAUCAGUUGUCGCAGCCCGUUGCCUAGGCCCAGAAUGCACCCAAGGACUCUGGUGCUCAAGCUGUUAGGCUUGCUCUAACAGACUGUAUGGCUACAAACUGUCCUGCGCAGACCACUGUUUUGUAAGACAACUUAUUUUGCACAAUUGUAUAUUUUUCUAAAGUCCAUUUUUUGCUUACAGUUUAACUUAUGUCUUAAUAAACACACAAAAAGUUAAA
Molecule: messenger RNA, 1899 nt
Organism: Neoarius graeffei (lesser salmon catfish)
Lineage: Eukaryota; Metazoa; Chordata; Actinopteri; Siluriformes; Ariidae
Product: putative nuclease HARBI1
Exons: 3
Coding region: 356-1642 (428 amino acids)
Source: RefSeq, a predicted model, not a curated record